Mytilinidion resinicola is the source of this 1184-nucleotide messenger RNA. RefSeq names its product NAD(P)-binding protein. The record is from RefSeq and is a predicted model, not a curated record. NCBI's taxonomy places the organism in Eukaryota, Fungi, Ascomycota, Dothideomycetes, Mytilinidiales, Mytilinidiaceae. Bases 390 to 1184 code for a protein of 264 amino acids. Gene Ontology annotation, molecular function: oxidoreductase activity. The transcript is spliced from 3 exons.
CGCAUGAUCAGGGGGGUUUCACCUGCAGAGCUGAUAGCCUGCAUGUAGGAAUUUACUCAUCUGAAUGCAUGCCCAGUUGUUAGAGGGUCGAACGGCGUUAAGCCGAGCUAUUUCCGACGAAUCAAAUACCAAACACGAAAAGAUCGAAACGGAUUAUCCCCUCUUAACCCCGUUAUCUUCGGCCUACUGAGGGUAUAAGUAGUGGAAGGCUCACCUAUCAACCCCACACUCUAUCACAUACAACCUAUUUGAGCAUCCAUUAUCAACUGAAUACUUAGGUGCUUCAAUAAACGCUCUAGUCUUCUCAUCCAACCUUUGUUCAUUGAAUAAAAACUUCUCUCUCCAAAUCUCCAAAACUUCACACCGGCGCCCAUUCCCCCUCGUCAACAAUGCCAGACCAAGUCAAGUACGCCAACAAGCUCCACGGCGCCCGCAUCCUCAUCAUCGGCGGCAGCAGCGGAAUCGGCUACGGCCUCGCCGAAGCGUGCCUCGAAUUCGGCGCCACCGUCAUCAUCUCCUCCAGCAACCCCACCCGCAUCGCCUCCGCCAUCUCCGCCCUCCAAUCCGCCUACCCCAGCGCCGCCUCACGCAUCACGGGCUACGCGUGCGAACUCGCCAACGCCGCAACGCUCGACGCUGCCAUCGUAUCCCUCUUCGCGGCCGCGACCAGCGCCGGCGCCGAGAAGCUCGACCACGUCGUCUUCACGGCCGGCGACGCGCUGAUGACCAAGCCGCUGCCCGAGAUCACGCUCGACUUCGUGCAGCAGGCCGGCAUGGUGCGCUUCUUCGCGCCGCUGCUCAUCGCGCGCGAGGCCGCGGCACACCUGCGCCCGAGCUAUACGAGCAGCUACACCAUCACGACGGGGUCCGUGUCGCAGAAGCCGAUGCCCGGGUGGGCGGUCAUCGGCGCGUAUGCGGGCGGGCACCACACGAUGGCGCGCGGGCUGGCGCUGGAUAUGCGGCCGGUAAGGGUGAAUGCGGUGAGUCCUGGGGCGGUGGACACGGCGCUGUGGCGGAUGGGGGAGGCGGAGAAGAAGGCCAUGUUUGAGGGUAUGGAGAAGCGGAUGGCGACGGGGAGGGUGGGCAGGGUGGAGGAUGUGGUGGAGACGUAUCUGGGGGUGUUGAGGGAUGAGAAUUGUACGGGGAGUGUGGUUAGUACGAAUGGGGGGGUUUUGAUUAUGUAG